This is a messenger RNA of Juglans regia (Persian walnut), 1689 nucleotides long. Its product is annotated as endo-1,4-beta-xylanase 5-like. The transcript is spliced from 6 exons. Gene Ontology annotation, biological process: carbohydrate metabolic process. Lineage: Eukaryota; Viridiplantae; Streptophyta; Magnoliopsida; Fagales; Juglandaceae. Gene Ontology annotation, molecular function: hydrolase activity, hydrolyzing O-glycosyl compounds. The annotation marks the transcript as partial. The record is from RefSeq and is a predicted model, not a curated record.
UUUGCAGGAUUUGAAGCUAAUGCUUUAACAUAUGACUACACGGCGAGUGUUGAGUGUUUGGCAAAUCCCCACAAACCUCAGUAUGGUGGAGGAAUUAUCAUAAACCCUGAGUUGAGUCACGGGUUGAGAGGAUGGUCUACAUUUGGGAACGCAGAAAUAGAACAUAGAGUAGUACUGUCAGGAGGCAACAAAUUCAUAGUGGCUCACAGCAGAAAUCAGCCAAAUGAUAGCAUCUCUCAGAAGGUUUAUUUGCAGAAGGACAAGCUCUACACAUUCUCUGCUUGGAUACAAAUGAGUGAUGGGAAUGCGCCAGUGGCAGCUGUUUUUAAAACAACUGCUGGGCUCAAACAUGCCGGUGCCGUCACUGCCAAGUCAAAAUGCUGGUCCAUGCUUAAGGGUGGCCUCAAUGUAAAUGCAUCAGGCCUAGCUGAGCUCUAUUUUGAGAGUAAGAACACGUCGGUUGAGAUAUGGGUAGAUAGCAUCUCAUUACAACCCUUCACCCAAGACCAGUGGAGGUCCCAUCAAGAUCAAAGCAUCGAGAAGACGCGUAAGACAAAUGUGAGAAUCGAGGCUGUUGAUGAGCAAGGCAGCCCCAUAUCCAACGCGUCAAUCUCAAUCCUACAGAAGAAACUAAGUUUCCCAUUUGGCUCUGCAGUAAAUAAGAACAUUCUCACGAAUACUGCCUACCAAAACUGGUUCACCUCAAGGUUCACGGUCACAAGUUUUGAGAAUGAAAUGAAGUGGUACACCAAUGAACCGGUCCCUGGCCAGGAGAACUACAAGGAUGCCGAUGCCUUGCUUCAGUUUUCCAAACAACACAAUAUUGCUGUGCGUGGCCACACAGUCUUGUGGGAAGAUCCCCACUACGUACAAGGUUGGGUUGCUUCACUUUCGCCAAGAGAUCUUGCUAAAGCCGUUGACAAGAGAAUUAAUUCCAUCAUGUCAAAGUACAAAGGACAGCUUAUUGCAUGGGAUGUUGUUAAUGAAAAUUUGCACAGUUCAUUCUUCGAAAGUAAGCUUGGGCAAAGUGCGUCGGCAAGCUUUUACAACCGUGCUCAUAUGAUCGAUGCAGCAACCACCUUGUUUCUCAAUGAGUAUAAUACCAUAGAAGACAAUCGCGAUGGCUUAUCGAAGCCAGAUAACUACCUUCGGAAGCUGAGAGAGAUUCGAGGUUUUCCCGGAAACAACAAUUUGACACUAGGGAUCGGGCUCCAGGGUCAUUUCAGCAAUCCUCCAGACCUUCCUUACAUUAGAGCUUCCAUUGAUAUUCUUGCUUCCGCCUCGCUGCCCAUUUGGAUUACAGAACUGGAUGUUGCAAACAACUUUGGUGAACAGGCAGAGUACUUGGAGCAAAUUCUAAGGGAGUUACACGCCCACCCGAAGGUCAGUGGAAUCGUAUUGUGGUCGGCAUGGGCGCCAGGAGGUUGUUAUCGAAUGUGCUUGACGGAUGACAAUUUCAAUAACUUGGCCACAGGGAAUGUUGUAGACAAGCUGAGGCAGGAAUGGGGUUCUAAGGCAUCGGAAGGCACAACUGAUACUGAUGGAUUCUUUGAGGCCUCCUUAUUUCAUGGAGAUUACGAGGUGAAAAUCAGUCACCCCACCAUGAAAAGUCCCUUCUUGGAUCAAAGCUUCAAGGUUGUAUCAACAGAUCAUACAUUCGAGCAAACAACUUUGCUCCUCAAAGUUUAA